AUGUUUCGACCAUGGGAAAUAUCAAAUAGUGCAUCUACAAGUGAUGAAAAUAGUGUUCAGCGUAGAAAAAGACAUUUAAGUUCAGACUCUCAAGACAUAGUUUUGAGUGUUUACAAUAAGCUUUUGAAACGCAUGGGUGAUAAGGGAGUGAUUAAAGAGACAUCGGAAUUAACAAACGUGCCUAUAAGAACUGUUUGUAGAAUAGUGUCAGCAGGAUCUAAUCAUCUUCCUCGUAAACGGACCAAGAUAAGUUAUAAAAGAAUUGAUAAUUUUACAGAGGAACAUGUGAGGAGGACUAUUUACAAUUUUUACCUCAACAAUGAGAUUCCAACGUUACGUAAGAUUUAUCAAUCAUUGAUGAGAAGUGAAGCUGGUUUUGAAUAUUCAGAAACUACACUCUGGAGACUAUUAAAAAAACUUGGAUUCAAGUAUGGAAAAUCAGAUGAAAGAAGAACUGUAAUGGAAAGUCCCCGACUUUUAUUACUAAGGGAAAAAUUUAUUAAUGAAAUACGUUAA
Messenger RNA from Parnassius apollo (apollo), 516 nucleotides. The record is from the annotation of a GenBank genome assembly. NCBI's taxonomy places the organism in Eukaryota, Metazoa, Arthropoda, Insecta, Lepidoptera, Papilionidae.